UAGCUGCAUCCUGUCUUCCUUUCAGCAUUGCGCUGUUUUUAGCCUAUGUCUUCACAGCGCCAUGAACAUUUCCGCCGCAUCUGUAAAAGCCACACCCCAUUUUCACAGUCCUGAGUCUAGCUGAAAGAAAGGCCACACCCCCCAUCUGGACUCACCUGACCGAUCAGGGAACUGGCAGCUCCGCCCACUCCGCCCUCUCGAUGAGGGACAAAGCCACCCAGACCCCCAGGGCCUGGGUAGAUGAGCGCAGGAGGGGCUCCCACAAGCGAUCGGCAUCCUGCGGCAGCACCGAUCAGCUAAAGGAGAUAGCAAAAUUGCGGCAGCAGCUGCAGCGCAGCAAACGCAGCAGUCGCCAUCGACGCGAUAAGGAGCGCAAAUCUCCCUUCAAUGGCAACCAUGCUAUUAUCCAAUCACAGUCUCAGAUGCCUAAAACUAUCCUGAUCCCCAUCCCCAUCUCCAAGUCCACUCCUCCUCGCUUCCGCAACAGCAUUGAGGGCCUCAACCAGGAGAUCGAGCGCAUCAUCAUACGAGACACGCCAGAGCGCGAUGAGGUCAUCAUUCCGCAGGAUGUUCCUGACGGACACCGUGCGCCCCCGCCCCUCCCUCAACGCAGCAGCAGCACACGCAGCAUCGACACACAGACACCCUCAGGAAGAAGCCUGGGUGGUAACCGUAGCAACAGCAGCAGCCGGGCGGACUCGGUGUCCCCGUCGUACCUCAGCAUCCUGAACGAUGCGAUGGGAAACAGUCCCCUAAAUAACGAUGACACACUCAACGAGAGCAGGGAAAGAGAUCUGGGGCUGUACUCACCCCUGCCCAAGUACGCGUCCUCUCCCAAACCCAACAACAGCUACAUGUUCAAGCGGGAGCCUCCUGAGGGCUGUGAAAGAGUCAAGGUCUUCGAGGAGAACCAGCCCAGGCCUCUGCAGGAGAUCCCUCCGUACCUGUGUCCAGACCGGAACAAGGUGAACUUCAUCCCCAAGAGUGGCUCGGCGUUUUGCCUUGUCAGCAUCCUGAAGCCUCUGCUGCCCACACAGGAGCUGAGCUUCCGCGGCGGUAUGACUUACCGCAGUCUCUCUCCCUCACUCGUCCCUCUGAGCGGGGUCGGGGUGCGCAGCCUGUCCCCUUCCCUCGGCCCCGUCCUGACACGAGGACGCCAGUCCCCUUGCCUCCCACGCCAUCUGGAGGAACCUGAGGGUUAGAUUUCCUCCAGGAUCUCCACCAGUUGAGGAAUUUCAUAGCCUGCAUCAUUUCCAAACAGACUCGUUUCCUCAUUCGAUCCAAAAUCUCAAAGCUGUGACCGCAUCAGGGCUCGAUUUGUUGCACCGAUCCAAAUCGCUAGCUGAAGCUUGAAUGUGAGAUCGUUA
Ictalurus furcatus (blue catfish) is the source of this 1367-nucleotide messenger RNA. It is a transcript of the gene fam117ba, whose product is annotated as family with sequence similarity 117 member Ba. Bases 201 to 1202 code for a protein of 333 amino acids. The transcript has 8 exons. NCBI's taxonomy places the organism in Eukaryota, Metazoa, Chordata, Actinopteri, Siluriformes, Ictaluridae. The record is from RefSeq and is a predicted model, not a curated record.